AUGAAGAUCAUCGCCCUCUUGCCGCUUCUCACCCUGACAGCCUCGCUCGCCGCCGCCGCUCCUUACCAACCAGUCGAGGACGACGGUGCCAGUGCCGGUGGCAGUGGCUCAUUCAAUGCCAUCGUCAACCCCCGAAGCGGCCAGCUAUACCGCGACGACCGCGUCCCCGAAGAAGCAGCCUACGCAAUUCCCCAUGAAGGAGCUGGGGCCCGACCGCACCACUUGAAAAGAGACGCCUCGGCUGAGCCGGUGGCCAACGCUGACGCAAACCCAGAUCCAUUCUACCCUAUCCACCCGAACCCAACCGCCGGGCCUGACAUGCCCCCGAACGCUGGUGCACACGGGGCCGGCGACGCCUUGAAGAAAUUCGCCCAGGGCUACGGGUUCGGCCACGGCCCAGUCGUGCAGAAGACGCGACCGAAAAAGGCGGCUAGUCGUCGAGCCGCCAUGCCUGAGGCACAUGCCGAACCAGAACCAGAACCUGCUCCUGCUCCAGCUCCUGCUCCUGGCGUAGGAUCCCUCGGCAUUCAGAACAACAACGGCAAAAAAGGCAAGACUCCCUCGGCCGACGAUCUCUGCGACGCGCGCCACAUGGUGUGUGGUGGCCUGCAGCAGAAGUUCCGCGCCUUGUAUGGUGUCUUCCAGAACAAUUGA
Capronia epimyces CBS 606.96 is the source of this 654-nucleotide messenger RNA. RefSeq lists its product as uncharacterized. The record is from RefSeq and is a predicted model, not a curated record. Lineage: Eukaryota; Fungi; Ascomycota; Eurotiomycetes; Chaetothyriales; Herpotrichiellaceae. The transcript has a single exon. The coding region runs from base 1 to 654 and encodes 217 amino acids.